UAAAGUUUACUGUUCAUAUUAUUGGAAUUUCACGUUAUUUCACCUGCAUCAAUACUUGCUACUUGGAAAUAAAAUAGAUCCUAAAUAUAGACGAACAUGCGACUUGCUUUUUUGUUAUUAUUAACAUGCACACAAGGUAUAUUACCGGGGAAUUGUCAAACAGAUACUACUCCUCAAAGUAACUCUUCUACAACUGAUCUCCUUUGUAAUUUUGGCGAAUAUAACUGCGGCAAUGGUAAAUGCUUAUCGCAGAUAAGAGUGUGCGACGGAAUUGAUUCUUGUGGAGAUUAUAGUGAUGAGAGGGGUUGCCGAAAAAAGAGGCCAGAAUGUUGGCCAUGGCAGGAGUUUUGCGACAACGGCGACUGUAUAAACGGAACGUAUCAAUGCAAAAAUGGAAAAUGUAUUAGUACAAAAUACGCAUGUGAUAAAAUUGAUCACUGCGGAGAUGGUUCGGAUGAAAUACGUCACGUGGCCGGGUUCAAAUGCCCACUCGGACAAGGAGGUGACAUAUGCGUUCUUCCACAACGACAUGUGUCCGAUUCCUUUACUCACUGCAACAACGAAGAAGACGAAGGAAAAACUACAGAUGGACAUUCUAGAUUGUUUCACUGCUUUGAUAAAAGCAUGAGGAUAUCUACUUUACAACAAUGUGAUGGAGUUGUAGAUUGUUCGGAUUUAUCUGACGAAUGUCCGUGCGAAAAUCGUAAUGAAGAAUUUUGUUCGCGCUAUUGUACACGAGAAGAAGAGUGGGGAACAACCAAUUGUACUUUGGGGACUUUUGUCUGUGAUAUUACUACUGAGUUAACCACCGACAAAAUAUGUGAUGGAAGGCUAGAUUGCAAAGACAGGAUGGACGAAAAAUACUGCAGUACUCAUUCAUCUCGUCGGAUUAUGCGAUGUGCGGGCGAUGUAGAUAACUCAACUCGAACAUUGGCAAGGCUUUGCGAUGGACGACCGGAGUGUUACGAUCUAUCGGACGAGUGUAAUCUUGAGUGCGUAAAUAAAACAAACACAACAUCGGAUUUUUGCUAUUUAGGUUUUUCUACUGUUGCGUUUAUUCGAGAAUGUAAUACAAGUACGGGUACAUUUAACCUUACUGUUGAGCACAUAUGUGAUGGCCAAUGGUCUUCUUGUAAUCCACGUAUCCCAGAAGAAGAAACUAAUUGUCCAGGUAGAUUUUAUUGCCAGAGUGGAAGUCUAAUCAGUAUUGAUAACGUUCUAAAAUGUAACGGGUAUGAAGAUUGUGACGACGGAAGCGAUGAAGACAACUGCACUUCAAGGUACCAAUGCGAGGAAGGAACUCCUCUAUCAGUCCCAAACAGGUUUGUAGGAGAUGGAGUGCAAGACUGCCACGAAGGUGCUGACGAAUGUCCGAGAGAUCUAGACAACGAACCCAUUGGAUCAAGAGCGUAUUUGAUUGCAUCGCCGUUCUUUCAAUUUUGGGUUUGGUUUGUCGGGUUCUGUUGUAUAUUUGGAAACAGCUAUAUGAUUAUUGAUAAAAUCAGAGAUUAUGAUAGAAUACAUAAGGCUGAAGGUUUACUAAAAUGCAAUCAUCUGAUUCUAUUUAAUCUUGCCAUAGCCGAUUUGUUAAUGGCUAUCUAUCUUCUUGGGAUAGCUGUAAAAAACAGUACAGUUGCCGGUGCAUAUUGUAGACACGAUGUUCAAUGGCGAACAAGUAAUGCCUGUGUGUGGCUCGGUGCAAUCUCCAUCAUAUCCUCGGAAGCAUCUGUAUUUAUGCUAACAUUACUUACAACGAUCAGGCUUGUCUCUGUGCAUAAUCCCCUCACGGUACGGAGUAUAAAAGUUAAAUGGGCGGCGAUUGCAAUAGCUCUAGCCUGGGGUAUUGCUUUAUUCAUAGGUCUUAUACCAUUUUCCUCUCAUAUGCGAGAAGCCUUUACUUAUGGAGCAUUCAUCCCUUCGAAGUUCAUUUCAUCCCGCACUGUUCACCUCAACGGAGUGAGACAAUUUGCAACGCUUCUCACCGCAUUUUCUCCAAACGCAUCUAAUACUAAUUUGCCAAAAGACUGGAGUAAACUUAAUUAUCACCUGCAGCAAAAUUUCCCCGCUCAUCGCAUUCGUGGAUUUUAUGGAUACUACUCCCAGGAGAGCGUUUGUUUACCGAACUUCUAUGUUACAACAAAAGAAAUGAUGUGGGGAUAUUCAUUCACGAUCGUGAUAGUAAACUUCUUCAUUUUCAUCUAUAUAAUGCUUGCUUACAUCGCCAUUUAUAGAAAGUCUAAUAAGAAAAGUAAAAUUAGAAGUACUGCUGAUAGAAGUUCGAGUAUGCAGAAGAAAAUCAUACGCCUUGUUGCCAGUGAUUUUUGUUGUUGGAUGCCGUUGUGUAUCAUAGCGUUAUUAAAUUUUACCGGCGCAAUAAAGGCGAGGGCUGAAAUUUAUGCUGCUACAGCUAUCAUUAUUUUGCCUAUAAACAGUGUUCUCAAUCCAUUAAUGUAUUCGAAUAUUGUAGAUGUUGUAUGGAAGAAGAGAGUUCGACUUCAAUCGAUGCUAGUUUCAUCAAAAGGAACCGAAAUAACAAAUAAAUGAGCAAGCAUAGCCUACCGGCACUCGAACCAGUGAUGAAUAUGCUAAUGUUGCAAUGAAUUCCGUGAUCAAAUUUAUCGUGAAAUUUUACAGACCAUGCUGAACAAUGUAUGUAUAUAUAUAAACACAAAAGAAGCCUUUAAUCUAAAAACCAUCUAUAUAAAGCGCUAAUUGAUAUUUACUAUAAGUCUGACGUUCAUUCGAUUAUGAGAUAAAGUGUCCUGUUAAAAAUUAAUACCAUAACUCCAGAACAAUCGAAUUUAUAGAGAUGGUACGUUAUUUUGAUUAUAUUUAUUUAUGGUUUGUGCAGGAAGCGUUCUGCCUUGAAGAUAUACAAUUCCUUUUCCGAGUAUUAUCAAAACUCAUUCAAAGGCUCCUUGCUACUGGAAUAACUUGGUAACGAUAAACUUUUUCAUGGUCUGCAGUCUAUGUGUAAAAAUUUCGAAAUACUUUCAUUUAGAAAAUAAAUUCCCGUUACUUAUUAUUAUCGGUGCGAACACAAUGAAACUACCUCUUGCCUUGAACCCAAAAUGACAGGACUCAAAUGCAACCAUGCAUGUUCAAUGACAGGAAUGUUUGUUCAGACCUCGACAUUUUAGAAUGUUUUUUGUUUUUAUUAUUAUGUAACGUAAAGUCACAAGUUGCAGUUGCCUAGCCUUCAGUUUUCAUAAUAUGUUACAGUCAUUAGUAAUAUAUGAAACCCUUACCUUUCUCAGUGUUGUAAAUUAAAAUUGUAACUCCUAAUACAUCUUGUUGCAUGAA
Molecule: messenger RNA, 3303 nt
Organism: Styela clava
Lineage: Eukaryota; Metazoa; Chordata; Ascidiacea; Stolidobranchia; Styelidae
Biological process (GO): adenylate cyclase-activating G protein-coupled receptor signaling pathway; hormone-mediated signaling pathway; activation of adenylate cyclase activity
Cellular component (GO): plasma membrane
Molecular function (GO): protein binding; G protein-coupled peptide receptor activity
Source: RefSeq, a predicted model, not a curated record